Molecule: messenger RNA, 1135 nt
Organism: Saccostrea cuccullata (small rock oyster)
Lineage: Eukaryota; Metazoa; Mollusca; Bivalvia; Ostreida; Ostreidae
Exons: 6
Coding region: 176-928 (250 amino acids)
Source: RefSeq, a predicted model, not a curated record
UUGUAGUUUAAAUCUGUUUGUCAUCAAGACGACUUUGAUUAAUUCGAUCUGAAAGAAGAACCAGGUUAUGAUUUACGUAAACUUUUCGGCGGUGUAAUUUUGAGCUUAUAAUCGAAAUAUAAGUGUAAACUAAACAUCGAAGUUAAGUUUCUGUUUAUUAAGUGCUGCUGAAGACAUGACAUCUACAAAACAGUUCUUGUUUUAUCUUUACGGGAUGUGUAAAAUUGGUUUGUGCUUUGGUGAAUACUUUACGCUUGUUCCCGCCAAUACAGACAAGAGAAGUUCGUCUACUCCUAUUCUCCAAGCCUCGGCUAAGACUGUCCUAUACUGUGCUGCUCUGUGCGAUUUGAUCCCGUCUUGCUACAGUUUCACAUUUUCUACGGCUACAUCAAAGGACAACUGUCGGUUGCUUUCGGCAUCGGCAACAUCUGCAGAUUUUACCAUAAGUGAUGCUGGAAAUAAACAUUUUAAAAGAUUAAUUGAUUGUACAAAAUGCUCCGUCAAUUAUACGACGUCAAUGGAUAGUUCUUAUGACUGUUUACUUCAUCAAGAGACAGCCGAUCCCGAUGGCUGGAAAAAGGGCAAUUCCAAUUUUGUAUUACACGGAAAUGACAAGGAGUUCGUUGCCACAUCAAGUGGAUGCAAUACCACCCCUAAGUUCCAGUGUUUGAUGUUUUACUGGUACUCCACGGGUCCGGCCACAUUUAAGGUGACAGCAGGCUCAGGAAUUUCCCAGACGACGUACUUCAGUCAGACCGUUCCUGAAGGCACCACUGUUAACUAUGAACUCAAGAAAAUAGAUAUUGAACCCUCACACAGUUCUUUGAUUCGUUUUGUUGGAUUCAAAACAAGAAGCUCGGCAAAUAAAGCUUACCCACUGGGAAUAUACUUAACUAAAAUGGUUGAUUGUCCUUGUUCCUGCAUCUGAGAGAAUCUUACAGAGUAGCCUAAAUAAAGAAAUAUUCAAAAUGUACAGUUAAAACGAUCUCCAGCCAGAAAGAAGGACUCUUGCAAUUAUUAUUUGGUGGAAAACGUCUUAAGGUUCAUUGAUACUCUGAUAAGAGAGAUAACUCUUAAUGACAUAAAUAUCUAUUAUUCCUUUAUAGAUUUGCCAAAUUGAAGUGUCUUUUUUUCC